This is a messenger RNA of Theobroma umbraticum, 933 nucleotides long. Its product is annotated as GroES-like zinc-binding alcohol dehydrogenase family protein. The record is from RefSeq and is a predicted model, not a curated record. NCBI's taxonomy places the organism in Eukaryota, Viridiplantae, Streptophyta, Magnoliopsida, Malvales, Malvaceae.
UGUAAUUUGUUUAUACGUUUGUAGACAUUGAGGUUGGCAGAUUUUGUGGUAAAAGAACCAAUGGUGAUUGGCCAUGAGUGUGCUGGGAUCAUAGAGGAGGUUGGAGGUGAAGUAAAGAAUUUAGUUCCUGGAGACCGUGUGGCAUUGGAACCCGGGAUCAGUUGCUGGCGAUGUGAUCUUUGCAAGGAAGGUCGAUACAAUCUAUGCCCUGAAAUGAAGUUUUUUGCCACACCACCAGUUCAUGGUUCUCUUGCCAAUCAGGUGGUGCAUCCUGCAGAUUUAUGUUUCAAACUACCUGACAAUGUGAGCUUGGAAGAAGGGGCUAUGUGUGAGCCCUUAAGUGUAGGGGUUCAUGCUUGUCGCCGAGCUAAUAUUGGUCCAGAAACAAAUGUGUUGGUCAUGGGAGCAGGACCUAUAGGGCUUGUUACGAUGCUGGCAGCUCGUGUUUUUGGGGCACCUAGAAUUGUCAUUGUAGAUGUGGAUGACAAUCGACUAUCUGCUGCUAAGGAUCUUGGUGCAGAUGGAGUUGUUAAAGUUUCAACAAAAAUGCAGGAUGUACCUGAAGAAGUUGAAAGAAUAUGUAAAGUGAUGGGAGCAGGAGUGGAUGUAAGCUUUGAUUGUGCAGGCUUCAACAAAACGAUGUCAACUGCUCUGAGGGCCACUCGUGCUGGUGGCAAGGUUUGCCUUGUGGGAAUGGGCCAUUCUGAGAUGAAUGUGCCACUCACUCCAGCUGCUGCAAGGGAAGUUGAUGUUGUUGGAAUUUUCCGGUAUAAGAACACUUGGCCUUUGUGCCUUGAGUUUCUAAGGAGCGGUAAGAUUGAUGUGAAGACCCUCAUAACCCACAGGUAUGGGUUUUCCCAGAAAGAGGUGGAAGAAGCUUUUGAGACCAGCGCACGUGGCGGCAAUGCCAUUAAGGUCAUGUUUAAUCUGUGA